UGCAGUCAGUCCGCCCGCUGCUGCUGCUGCCUCCUCCCGUUUAUCACCACCGGCCACCUGCCUCUCCGAGAAUAACACAGCGGCACCAGAGAGCCGGGACGACAGUCACAGUGAGGAGGCGAAACCAACCACCACCGGCUCCCUGUGCCACCAUCCUCCACCCGUCCACCACCUCCAGUGUCCCGCAGGAGGGAGGGAGCAGGCUGCGCACAGGGCGCGCACACACACACACACACACACACACACACACUUGGCGACCCGGGUUUGUUGUCGUUACCAGGGGGGGAGAGAGGAGAAGGGAGAGGUCCAGGAGCGCGCAGCGGGUUCAGCUGCUCCGGCUCUGCGUCGCCACAGUUGCAUGGAUGCACCAUGGCCACGCUUGUGUGCAGGGUUCAGUUUUUAGACGACACCGAUCCGUUCAACAGCACCAACUUCCCCGAGCCGACCAGACCUCCGCUGUACACCUUCAGGGAGGACAUCCCCCUCAUCAACCAGUUAGCAGGGGUCCACCGGCUCCUCAGAGCCCCGCACAAGCUUGAUGACUGUACGUUUCAGCUCUCUCACAAUGGCACCUAUCUGGAUCUGGAGUCCUCUCUGGCUGAGCAAAGGGACGAGCUGGAGGGAUUUCAGCAGGAUGACACAGGGGCCAGAGGGAAGAAGCACAGUGUUAUUCUCCGGACCCAGCUGACAGUCCGUGUGCACUCCUGCAUCGAAAGACUGUAUAACUCCAAUGGACGUGACUUAAGAAGAGCACUGUUCUCUCUGAAGCAAAUUUUUCAGGAUGACAAAGAUCUGGUCCAUGAGUUCGUGAUGGCUGAAGGUCUCACGUGUCUCAUCAAGGUGGGAGCAGAAGCUGACCAGAACUACCAGAACUACAUAUUAAGAGCUCUGGGGCAGAUCAUGUUGUACGUAGACGGGAUGAACGGUGUCAUCAGUCACGCUGAGACAAUCCAGUGGCUGUACACUCUCGUUGGUUCAAAGUUCCGUCUGGUGUUGAAAACAGCCCUGAAGCUGUUGCUGGUGUUUGUGGAGUACUCUGAGUCCAACGCUCCGCUGCUGAUAGAAGCCAUCACCUCUGUGGACACCAAGAGAGGCUGCAAGCCAUGGUCCAAUGCUAUGGAGAUCUUACAAGAGAAGGAUGGAGUGGACACAGAGCUGCUGGUCUAUGCCAUGACCCUCGUCAAUAAGACACUCUCAGCGCUGCCAGACCAGGAUUCAUUCUAUGAUAUGGUGGACGGUCUGGAGGAGCAGGGCAUGGAGACAGUGUCCCAAAGACACUUGGGACGGAAAGGCACUGAUCUGGACUUGGUUGAGCAGCUGAACAUCUAUGAGAUGACCCUACGGCACGAAGACGGCGACAAUGACAGCCAGCCGCCACCCACGGGACGCCGGGACCGCCGACGAGCCAGCCUCGGCGGUGGGGACAAAAAGAGUGGCCUGGAGAGGAGGCGGAGCCGCAGGGCCUCCCUCGGGCGAUCUGGGCACGCCUCCCCGUGCAGCCCGGCGUCUCCACAGAGAGCCGGCUUCCAGCCUUUUAGUGGACACAGAGCCGAGGACACAAGCGAGAGGGCUCUGUCAGGUUGCCUUCCUUCCAUCCCAGCUAGACAUCCAUCCAUCAUUCAUAGAACAACCGUCCAGUCCAUCACCAUCACUUCCAGAAAGGGGAGUAUAAAGGAGGAAGAGCAGAGGACUCAGAUUGAACCACGUCAAGCAUCUACCCUCCACACCCCCUCUCCUCCAGUUUCCUCCCCUCUCAGCCCCCCAUCCCAGCCCUCCAUUCUGGCCACACUGCUGGCCAGGAAGAGGCCCACUGUCACCGUCCCGGCUACCAAAGAGGCCAGCCCGCCGCUGCGCGGCAGCUCUCGGCCCUCCCCCGACUGUCUGCCCUACCUGCCCCACUCGCCCUUCCACCUCUUCUCCUACGACCUUGAUGAGGAGCAGUCACCACCGGCUCCAGUCAAACCCAGUGAGGAGUCACCCAAAACACCAUCUCCCAGGAAUGGAGGUUUCACGUCCUACUCGUCCCUCAGCAGUCCGAGUACCCCGACCACCUCCAGGCCUGCUCUGGGAGGUCUCCUGUCCUCCUCCUACCGACAACACCAGGAGUCUCUGGCUGCCGAGCGAGAGCGCCGCCGUGUGGAGAGAGAGGAGAGGCUUCAGAGGAUAGAGCGAGAGGAGCGGAACAAGCACAGCCGUGACUAUGUGGAUAAAAUGGAAGAGGCCCGACUUGCACGGGAGGAGAGGUAUAAGAAUGUGGAGCGUAUAGCAGCAGAGGAGUUCGAAAAAGAGCGUGUGCGGGUGUCGAGGACUCGCCCUGACCUUAACCUGCCUUUUACGCCCUCUGAGGCCUGGCCCUCGUCAUCGCGCAGCAGCACCCCAUCCUCAUUUGCCUCACAAGAGGACGCAGAGGUUGACCUUGAAGGCGAGACCCCCUCCACCCCCUAUACGCACUCUGAGACAGGAGAGGCAGAUGAUUCCAGUGCCAGUGUAGAAACGGGGGGACAAGAAACAGAGGCCGUCGCUGAGGAGGAGGAAGAGCAGAAAGAAGAGGAGGAGGAAGAAGAAGAAGUGCGGGAGGAAACUCCGGCAGAGAAGGAGGAGAUAGUCGACGAGUACGAACAGGAACCGGAGAAGGAGAGAGAGGAGGUGGAAGAGGACAGCGGCAUCCUGAGCGACAAGGAACGGCAGAAUGAAGAAGUAAAUGAGAAGGACAACUGCUCGGCCUCAAGCAUCUCCUCUGCCAGCAGCACCCUGGAGAGAGAGGAGAGGGGGAGCGCUGAGGAUGGCUUUAAGGAGGGAGAGGUGAACGGGCAGUGCAGCAAACUCCUCAACAGCAAACUCUUCAUGCUGGACAUGCUGUACUCCCAGAACAAGAAGCCCAGUGAUGAGGAGGAGGAAGAGGAGGAUGCAGAGAAGGAGAAAGAGAGAGGAGAGGGGGAGGACAAAGAAACCCAGGAGGAGGCUGAGGAGCAGCUGGGCAAUGAUGAGGGGAGCAACAACAGGGCUGACAAGUCAGAGCACCACGGCAGCAUCCGACAGUUCGCUGAGCGAUUCGGAGACUUGAUUAAGGACCUGGGAGCAGCCCACCCUGACCCUGACGGUACCGCCAACGAGCCCCCUCCUCCCCCACCCAAGAAGGAAUCUGACACGAUCUGGGACCAGCUCCUGGCCAGCCCUCGAGAGCUGCGCAUCGGGGACAUCAACUUCACGGACCUAACGGAGGAAGAUGACAAGGACAUCCUGGAUGCCGUUUUGAUGGGUGGAUGUGGCGACCUCCCUCCCCCACCUCCUCCUCCGCCCUGCUUCCCUCCACCUCCACCCAUGCUGGGUAGCUGCCCACCACCUCCUCCCUUGUUUGGGAUUAUGAGGCCUCCACCUCCUCCUUUCUUUAGUUCUUCAAUCCCAGUGCCUCCACCCCCAGAGCCGCCUCUGUUCAACAAGAAGAAGAAGACAAUCAGGCUCUUUUGGAGCGAGGUGCGUCCGGCAGACUCCCAGUACAAAGAUUACAAGAGAAGCGGCGACUCGUUUUGGUCAAAACUGGAAGCAGUGAAGUUGGACACGGCAAAACUGGAACACCUGUUUGAGACAAAGUCGAAGGAAAUGCCAGUUACAAAGAAAACGGCAGCAGAUGGCAAGCGUCAGGAGAUCAUAGUUCUCGAUUCCAAGAGGAGUAACGCCAUCAACAUUGGCCUGACGGUGCUGCCGCCUCCUCGCACUAUCAAGACGGCCAUCCUUAACUUUGACGAGUAUGCGCUCAACAAGGAGGGCAUAGAGAAAAUCCUGACGAUGAUCCCCACAGAGGAGGAGAAGCAGAAGAUCCAGGAGGCUCAGCUGGCCAACCCUGACGUCCCUCUGGGCUCAGCAGAACAGUUCCUGCUCACUCUAUCUUCCAUCAGCGAGCUCUCUGCCAGACUCCAACUCUGGGCCUUUAAGAUGGACUACGAGGCAACAGAGAAGGAAGUAGCGGAGCCGCUGCAGGAUCUGAAGGAGGGGAUGGAGCAGCUGGAGAAGAACAAAACUCUGCGCUACAUCCUCUCCACACUGCUCUCAAUUGGAAACUUCCUCAAUGGCGUCAACGCGAAAGGCUUUGAGUUGACGUACUUGGAGAAGGUUCCAGAGGUGAAGGACACGGUCCACAAACAGUCUCUGCUGCAUCAUGCCUGCUCUGUGGUGGUGGAGAACUUCCCCCAGAGCACCGACCUCUACUCCGAGAUCGGAGCCAUCACACGUUCUGCAAAAGUGGAUUUCGACCAGCUGCAGGAAAACCUGUGUCAGAUGGAGCGCCGCUGCAAAGCCUCAUGGGACCACCUGAAGGUAAUCGCCAAGCACGAGAUGAAGCCACAGCUGAAGCAGAAGAUGUCCGACUUCCUCAAAGACUGUGCCGAGCGGAUCAUCAUUCUCAAGAUUGUCCACCGCAGGAUCAUCAACAGGUUCCACUCGUUCCUGUUGUAUCUAGGUCAUCCGGCCUACAGCGUGAGGGAGGUCAGCGUCCACAGGUUCAGUAAGAUCCUCAGCGAGUUUGCACUAGAGUACCGAACCACCAGAGACCGCGUGCUGCAGCAAAAGCAGAAAAGGGCCGACCAUCGCGAACGCAACAAGACCCGAGGAAAGAUGAUCAUGGACGUCAACGCUCCUUCUGAUGAUGAAGACGAGAGUGAGUGUGGUCGUUAUGGCUCCAGCAGCAGCAACAGCGCCCCUAGUGGCAGCCAAGAGAGCGAGCAGCCUCAGGGACUUGGCCAUUCAGAGGACGCUGCAGAACAUGAGCACAUGAAAGCGGUGCUGAGUACCAGCCUGAGCAGCGGUGACAAGGAGAGCAGCGGGGUACCUGGGCUCCGCACACGGACAAGGUCACGGCCUGGACGAGGAGGAGGUCGCAAUAUUCAGACGAGGACUCCGGUCGUGGAGGACACUCAGGUCUGCGGAGACGACGCCGCAGACGAGAUCAUGGAGCGCAUCGUGAGGUCAGCCACUCAGGGUCCAGGAACCAGAGCUCAGCCCAGAGAGAGGAGGAGAUCCAGGGCAAACCGCAAGUCAUUGAGGCGGACUCUGAAGAACGGUCUGACCCCAGAAGAAGCUCUCGCUUUAGGACUAACCGAUUCUCCAGACUCACAAAUGUGAUCCUCCGCCCUGCACCGUCCUCAGCGCUGUGGAAACAUCGAAGCACACGUUGAGGCCACGCCUCUGUCAGCUGCCUGCCUUCGACACACAUUACAAAAAGUCGUAUUCCACCGGUCACAUGCCCCCUCUAGGUGUUUGCCAGCUGCUAAUCUUGCCUGAUGCGUCUGAGUGAAAAAGUAGUGUUUUUAAUGCGACGCACGGAGUGGAAGUGAAGAUAUGAUGAAAAUGAUGAAUGAAGACAAGAAGAGGGAAAUAAAAAUGUAAAUUCAGUGACGCUGCCUCGACACUGAGCUGAAACACUUUAUUUAUAUAAACUUAUUUUAAACGUUGCAUUAGUCCGAAGGGAUAAUUUGUGCUUGUAAGUUUCUGCGGCUGUGAGGUGUUUCAUUUAUUUAAGCUGUGAAUUUUGGUUGUAAAGACGAACAUGAUGCAGAGGAAGCUUCCUUCACUCUCUGAUCCACUUUCAAACAAUCGGCCCAGACAAAGAGGCUUACUAAGAAUCAACCUUUGUGAGAAAGCAAGAUGUUUUGUUUCUGCAGCUGCACCUUUGACAAGCGGAGCUGUGUUCAGCGGGAAUGUGAAAGGUUUUCAAUCUGACAAGUGCCUUUCGUGUAAAAGGGACAUCGCUGUAUCUUUUCUCCUUCUCUUCCUCUCGUUUUAUUCAUCUCUUGCUUCACUGUCACAGGCGCACUGUUGAUGACAAUAACCUUUUUUUUAUGUUGACAAAGUUUCUCUUGACAAAAUAUUUAUUUGCAAAGCUCAGACAUCGUGCACCUUACUCAGCAUUAACGGUCUUUCAUGCUGAAAUGAACAACUGAUUCAAAACACAGGGAAAAAUAAGUUUUUAUCUCAGAGUAACUGUUUGUAAAGUGUAAAAAGACAAAAAGAUGAGGACAUUUUGUAACAUUUUAAUAAUCUAUUUGAAGGACUAUGCAGAGAAUUCUGCAUAAAACAUGUGUAAAUGCCCUUGUCAAGCUGCCAGAUACUGUGUGCAUGUGUAGUGCGGUUCAUGUCCUGUAUUAUUUUUGUAAUUUCCUGUAGAAACUUGUAUUAUAGUCAGAGAGAAAGGUUAGAGGAAGAGGCUAUUCUGUGAAUUGUAAUUAAAAGAUAAAAAGACAUUAAAGUUGUGGUCACAAAUAUGUGGCUCCCAGAAUAACAGGGAGAGGGGUGCAGGGGGGAGAUUUGGACAUACAGCUUUUGAACUUUGUGGUCACAUCGAGUCCCAGCUGAAGUGGGCGCUCCUCGCUCGCAGCACAGAGAAAACUGGGAAACAUCACUGCAUACAAAUGUAGUGAGCCGAACAUAGGACAAUUUCACUUGAAAUGCUGUGUAUACACAUUCUGCAAUAA
Messenger RNA from Paralichthys olivaceus (Japanese flounder), 6467 nucleotides. NCBI's taxonomy places the organism in Eukaryota, Metazoa, Chordata, Actinopteri, Pleuronectiformes, Paralichthyidae. The record is from RefSeq and is a predicted model, not a curated record.